Passer domesticus (house sparrow) is the source of this 2167-nucleotide messenger RNA. RefSeq names its product ankyrin repeat and SOCS box containing 3 (gene ASB3). The record is from RefSeq and is a predicted model, not a curated record. NCBI's taxonomy places the organism in Eukaryota, Metazoa, Chordata, Aves, Passeriformes, Passeridae. The transcript has 12 exons. Gene Ontology annotation, molecular function: protein binding. Bases 279 to 1898 code for a protein of 539 amino acids. Gene Ontology annotation, biological process: intracellular signal transduction.
CGGGGCCCAGGUAGUUGGGGUUGUCGCGGGUGCCGAUGUAGAGCAGCACGUCGAAGGGCUGCACCGACGCGUCCUUCGGGUAGAAGAUCACCGUGGUGGUCCUGUAGCCGCCCUUCUCCCGGAAAUCCAGGAGCCCUUGGAGCCUCACUGGAGGAAGGGAGGAUACCUUCCAAAUGGCUUGUUUUCCCCACCGCUCCAGGUUUACAGUGGAGUCACCUGGGUGCAGGUUAUACCUUAUCCUUAAAAACACAUGACACUGGGAAUCCUCACUGCGUUCCAUGCCAGGGAUGGAUUUCACGGAAGCCUAUUCCGACCGGUGCUCGGCCGUGGGCCUUGCGGCCAGAGAAGGAAACGUUGAGAUACUGAGGGAAUUGAUCAGUCGGGGAUACAGCGUCGAUGUCCCGGAUAACAGGAGGUGGCUGCCCAUCCACGAAGCGGCAGCGCACAAUUCCAGUGAGUGCCUGAAGCUGCUCAUUGAUACAGCUCCAGGCGAUGACUACAUCCACUCGAGGACGUUUGAAGGGAUGUGUGCUCUGCACCUCUCGGCCCGUCACGGCUCUCUGGAAUGUCUCCGGCUUCUCCUGGAAGCUGGGGCUGAUCCCGACAACGUCACCACCGAAUCUGCCACCACCCCACUCUUCCUAGCUGUUGAAAAUAAACACGCAGAGGUUGUCAAGUUCCUGCUCCAGCAUGGAGCAAAUAUUGAAGGUUCUCAUUCUUGGUCUGGAUGGAAUCCUUUGCACCAAGCUUCCUUUCAGGGUUCCACUGACAUAAUGCAGAUGCUCCUAGAGAAAGGGGCCAGCAAGGACUGUCGUGAUGACUUUGGGAUCACCCCUCUGUUUGUGGCUGCUCAGUAUGGCCAGCUGGAGAGUCUGAGGCUGCUGCUGUCCCACGGUGCAGACGUCAACUGCCAGGCCAAGGACAGGGCCACUCCCCUGCUGAUUGCUGCACAGGAGGGACACCUGGAUUGUGUGAAGCUGCUGCUGACUGCAGGGGCAGACCCAAACCUCUACUGCAACGAGGAUAACUGGCAGUUACCCAUCCAUGCAGCAGCUGAGAUGGGCCAUGCAAAGAUUCUGGAGCUGCUGAUUCCCGUCACUGACCGCAUCUGUGACAAGGGCGAGGGCAAAGUGAGCCCCGUGUACUCGGCGCUCUACGGCGGGGACGGGGAGUGCCUGGAGAUGCUGCUCAAGCAGGGCUUCAGCCCAGAUGCUCAGGAGUGCCUGGACUUCAGCUGCAGGUCCCCCAUGUGCAUGAUUUUCCAAAAGCAGUAUUAUCAGUUCACUGAUGUCCUUCUGAAAUAUGGCAUCACCCUGCGUGGGAUCAACUUGGCACACUGCCUGUGCCAUAAGAAGUUUGCUCUGUUCCGGCGCUUCCUGAGGUCUGGCUGCUCCCUGCCCUCAGAGGAGGAAUUAACAGACUUCAUCCUCUCCAGCAGCACGGUGCAGAAGGAAUACAAGGAAUGGCUGCCCUGCCUGCUGCUGGCUGGCUUCAACCCCGUGAAUUUCAUGCACAAGUUCUGGAUUUUCUCCAUGAGUGAGGAUGUCCUUAAUUUUGUCCUGGAGUUCAUGAAUUGGAGCAGACUUCCUCCAACUGUGGAGCAACACCUUUCCCAAUACAAGGAGAAGUUCACUUGGACUUCCAAGAGCCAUUUUGCCUUCCUUCCUUCCCUGUCCCACCUGUGCCGCCUGGAGAUCCGGUCCCUGCUGGGCAGCGAGCGCCUGCGCUCGGAGCGCGUGAUCCGGGAGCUGCCACUGCCAGCCUGCCUCCAGGACUACCUGCUCUACCUGGAUGUGCUGCGAGCCAACAGUGUCCCAGAGCUGCAGGAUUGCCUGGAGCAGGGAGAGGAGGGAGCUCCUUCCAGUCCUUCCCAGGAUAGGGAAGAGGGACAGCAGUGACAGCGGUGCUCCGUGAGAGCGGUGCCAGUGCCCGGACUCUGCAGCUGCAGGUUUUGUAAUGGGAAUCAGGAGACACGGGAGGAGAACUGCUGUAAAUGUCUGUUCUCCUCCCGUGUAAUCAUUCUUUUCACACUGUAGUUUUGUACUACAUCUAGAAAUUUCCUAUGGGCUCUAUGAUUUGCUUGUUUGAAAUCUGUUGUAGCUCCGUAAGUGAACAUUUUCUGUUUCUUUUCUAACUCUUGGGAAGUAAAAUGAGCUUUUUCAGUGAA